This is a messenger RNA of Nothobranchius furzeri (turquoise killifish), 690 nucleotides long. RefSeq names its product mannosidase beta like (gene manbal). The record is from RefSeq and is a predicted model, not a curated record. Gene Ontology annotation, cellular component: membrane. NCBI's taxonomy places the organism in Eukaryota, Metazoa, Chordata, Actinopteri, Cyprinodontiformes, Nothobranchiidae.
GUAGAACCCCAAGACAAAGGCGUCACUUCCUUCACGGUUUCUCAUAAUUGUUUCGCCUUUUGAUAGCUUUUUCCUGUUUCACAACUGUUUUCUCUCUGAUUUUUCUAACUACAUUUUUCCGUGACUACUUAAAAGAUUGAACCCCACCGCUGCUGGUCUGUGAAGGAAAACAGUCCCAACAAAGCAGCAUCAUGUCUGCAGAGCUGGACUUCUCCCCUCCUGAAGUCCCUGAGCCGACCUUACUGGAAAGCAUCCUGCGCUACGGUUUGUUUCUGGGUGCAAUCUUCCAGCUUAUCUGCAUCCUGGCUAUCAUCUUCCCCACAUCCAAGAGCCAUGAACAGGAGGAGACAGAGUCCACUGAUGGGAAAACGACAGAACCAGUGAAGAAACCCAAAGGACCAGCACCUCAGAUUCGACAGAAACCAAAGAAAGAGAGCAAAAAGAAACGAUAGAGCUUUGUGCAUCUGAGUUUGUUUGUUUUUGUCAUCUGAUACAUUUUAGUUAUUAUUACAACACUACAUGGAACACAUUUCUCAAUGAUCCUACUUUCAUAUUCACACAGACUGCAAAAAAACACGAUGUUCAUUGACAGUGAAGAGUUUUCGUUUCCCUUCAUUUUAUUAAUAAAUAUUGAAGAUAUUGUUGGAAAUGCAUGUGGAUUACAACUGACCAAUAAAGUCAUUCACCUCA